Centropristis striata (black sea bass) is the source of this 3756-nucleotide messenger RNA. RefSeq names its product zinc finger protein 408 (gene znf408). The transcript is spliced from 9 exons. Lineage: Eukaryota; Metazoa; Chordata; Actinopteri; Perciformes; Serranidae. The coding region runs from base 110 to 2653 and encodes 847 amino acids. The record is from RefSeq and is a predicted model, not a curated record.
AACUGGGUUUCCGGUCGGACCGAAGACGACGAGGACUUUCGUUGGUGCCUUUUCUCGCUGGAUAACGAUGGCUUUUCCAGAGUUUACAUCGGAAUAAUUAAAGUGGUUGAUGGCCUGCCUCGCUCCUCCCCUCCCGUCUGCUCUCGCCUCAUUUCUUUCCACGUUGCUUCCCUGCGGCUUCGCCGUGGGGCCCUCAGGGCUCUGUGGGGGCAGGAUGGGGCUGUGGUGGGUUGGCCGCUCGCUGCAGGCUGGAUCCCUUCUGGGGAGGGACGGGGACACGGAGUGGGCCUCGAGGUAUCACAGCGACCUGAAGGCUCGCAGCCGAGACGAUGAACUCACGAUGAACUCUGAGUUCAAAAGGGGGCCGGCCAGCAGCACAGAGGCAGAGAAGGCAGUGAUGGAGUCAGCGGUAAAUGAAGAAGCCUCACUACAAAGAGCCAUCUGGAUCAAAUUUGCCUGCCAGGUGCAAAGCCGAGCAGAGCAGAACGUGUCCAUGCAGUGUUCCUGUGGAGAGGUGUGUGCUGGCGAGUGUGUGGAUGUGUGUCUGCGUGUGUGUCAGGACAUCCAGCCAGGGACUGAGCUGCUGCUGUACGGAGACACUGUGGGAAAAAGUCAGACAGCAGACAAACCUGACGCACAGGACGGCACCACCGGGCUGACAGAUAAUGAGGUGAAACACAAAAAAGACCCAGAGACUGAAGUUACCAUCAUAUCGUUCACUGAAGAGACUGAGGACAGACAGGAGGACAGACAGGAGGACAGACAGGAGGACAAAGGACCGCACAGAAACCUGCGCAGGUGCAUGAAGAGGAGUCACAGGACUGCACACCUGAGGAGGAGGAGGAGAGCCGAGAAAACCAGGUCUGAGGCGAGUCCAGACAGGGACAGACUGAAGGAUAGACAGCAGGACAAUAAUAAUAUCAACGCAGACAGUACAGUUAUUGUCCCAGCUGCUGCAGACAGACAGACAGACCCUCGUGUCCCCGCUGCACCUCCUCCGGUCCGCUGCAGCUUCCGUCUCGCCGCUAAACCCCGCCGCGUCCACAGCCUAACCAGCCGGGGGAAACAGCCCACCGCCGCCCCCGACCCUCCCACACAGACAGAGGGACAGAGCGGGAGCGCCAUGGAGGACGCCGUGUUGGUCUCAGAGAAGGACGUCUCCGUAAAGGUCUCACAGCCGGACACCGAGGCGGGAGCUGCAGCGGCGGACGACGUUGCAGCUGCAGACGACGUUGCAGCAGCAGCAGCGAGUGUUUCGUGGAGCCCAGAGGUCAGAGAGAAGCGCUACAGAUGCUCCAGCUGUGGGAAGAAGUUUUACCAGAUCGGCCACUUAAAGAAGCAUCAGUUCAGCCACACGGAGGAGAAACCCUUCAGCUGCCAGGAAUGUGGGAAGAACUACACCUCCGCUGAGAGCUUCAGAGCUCACCAGAUGAGUCACCGCGGGGAGCGUCCCUUCUCCUGCCCGCACUGUGAGAAGACCUACGGCCUGAAGCGGGACCUGAAGGAGCACCUGGUGCUGCACACCGGGGAGAGACCGUACGUCUGCGAGCACUGCGGGAAGGCCUUCGCUCGCCGGCCCUCACUCCGCAUCCACCGCCUGCUUCACUGCAGCAGGAUGAUUUACACACAGCCGCCCAAGGUGCAGUGUACAGUCUGCUCCAAGCUGCUGGCCAACUCCGGUUCACUGAGGAACCACAUGAAGCUCCACACGGGGGAGAAACCUCACAUCUGUCAGCACUGUGGGAAGAGCUUCAGCCAGAAAGGGAACCUCGAGUCCCACCUGAGGAUUCAUAACGGGGAGAAGCCGUAUCCGUGCUCUGAGUGUGACCACAGCUUCUCCCAGAAGCCAGACCUGCGCCGCCACAUGUUCUCCCACACCGGGGGAGGAUUCCUCUGCAGCUACUGCGGGAAGUCUCUGCGGGACCCGCACAGCCUGAAGUCACAUGAGAGGCUGCACACAGGGGAGAGGCCCCAUCGCUGCCCUGUCUGCGGGAAAGGCUACACGUUGGCCACCAAGCUGCGGAGACACAUCAAGUCAGCCCACAUGAUGGAGAAGCCGUACAGCUGCCACUGCGGCGCCUCCUACACAGUGAGACAGAGUCUGCUGAGGCACCAGGCUCAGCACCGGACGGGGGGAGGAGCAACGGAGGAGGAGAAGGCGGGGGAGACAGAGGGAGGACACGGAGAUGCGACGAGGAGCGGCUGCAAGACGAAGGUCAGGCAGGAGUUGGCCUCUACAGGCUACAGCCACCCGAAGCCCAUCAGAGGCAGACCCAAGAAGAACUCGGAGAGAGACGGAGAGGAGGAGGGAGGUCAGGUGAGGCAGAAACGGGGACAAGGGACAACCGAGGAGAAGGAGGCGAGGAAAGUGACCUCCAGAGGAGACGAGGAGGCUUCAGGUAACAUCCAACACGUCGUCUACGUCCACACGGACAGCAUGUCGGCGCCGAGCUCUACGCCUCUGCUGCUCGCCUCCGAGAGCUCGCUGCCUGCAGGGCCGGGCCAGGAGCUGGUUGAGGUGGUGAUCUCAGAGGGAGCGGAGCAGUGCAUUGUGGUCCACGGGCAGCAGACUGUGGGGGAGCUGCUGAUCCUGCAGGAGGAGGGCGGCGGACUCUGCUCCGUGGCACAGACAGUCGAGAUAAACACAGUUUAACCUGAAAAACUGACUCCCGUGGCUCCAACAGUACAGAAGUUUUCCAUCAUUAAUUCAUUAUCAUUAGCGCAUUUUAAUUAAGUUUAUGUUGUUUUUUAUUGGACCCUCCUUCAUUUCUUCAGUUUAUUAUUCUCUGUAAACCCCAGAUCGCUUUUAAAACGACCUCCACAGAACAAAAUUCUAACUCAUUUGACGUUAUUAACUGCAGGAGGGGAGAACAACAACAGCAGCUGGGAAAAAAGUUAAAGUCCAGCCUCACUUAGAUGCCGACACGUUUAGUUCUUGUGUAUAAAUUGUUCCCGGAACCUUUUCAGUGAUUCUUAUUGUUGUGGUUGUUGAACAUCGACGCUCUCUUUGAUUCUGAGUGGCUGACAUCUUCUGUUAAUGCUGGAGAAAAAAGCAAACACUGAGAGCUGUCAGAGUCCAUCUGAAGUCACACUGGAAAUAUCUUGACAUGAUUUUAUCCUCUGAGGUGCAACAAAACAAAAUAAACGGCAGAAAACAAACAGAAAUGCAGCAAAACUGUAGGUUUGUCUUUAUGGAUCUAAAUGUUUUACUUUAUUGUACCUACUAGAGAUGUUCCUACAGGACUAAUUUUCCUAAUUUUUAAAUGGAAGUUUAAACUUUGACAAGUCAACAGUCUUUAAUAGAGAAAAAACAAAAACAACUGUCAAAAUUGAGGACAAUUUGAUUUAUAAGGUAAAAAAUGGUGGUUUAAAUGGGACAUAAAUGUCUGUAUUUUAGCUACACAGUUUAUUAUAGAAAGUGUUCUGAACAUUGAAACUUCACAAGAGCUUAACCCAUAAGAACCCAGACCCAGUAAUCCUUAAAGGAAAAUUAUGGGGGAUAUAUCACAGACCAAGUGGACCACAUAGAACACAUUUAUGAUGUUUUUGUUUUGUUUUUGUUUUUAAAUCUACCCCUAAAUGUCAAAGAUCUGUGAUGUGACAUUGGGCGUUUAUGGUAUGAUAUUUCUUAUUUUAAAAUGAAAAAAUAGACACAUUUUGUACUGUGCACAAACACAAAUUUGCCUUUUUCUUUGCAUUUCCACAACAUUUAUCAAAAUUGUGACAUUAAUAGUGCUGUUUAACAAUAAAUUAUUU